AAAGUUUUCAUAGGUUACGAAACAAAAGAGAUUUUCUUAUUGUUUCCCUUUUCUCCCCGAUUGUUUCAGCCAUUAUGGAUUUUGUAGACAGCCAUUAUGAAUCAGAUUGCUCAAAACAAAACCGCAAAGGAGGAAAAGAGAAUUACAAGUUUGCGCGGACAGGCUAGUAACGCGAUUACUUUCGAGAGAGUGGUGUAAAACAAACUCAAUUGGAGUCAUUCAACAAUAAACAUUUUUAAGAUGCAGUAGAUGAAGGAUGUUCAAAAAUGAAUUCCAGGGAGGUUCAGCACUGGAGAUACUGACUAUCCAGGCAAAGGACAUAACUACAAAAUGCAAACUGCUAGGAUCUUCAUUAAAUGGAGGCCAAAGAGACUUCGACAAAACUAUCAAAAGCUAUAUUUUGACAUUAGAAGGGGAAUCAACACAGACCAAACUAGUCAUUCCAAAAGAUGACAAACAGAGUUUAUGUAUUUUGCAGUCAUAUCUGAUUAUCCAGCUAUGGGUAGCAUCAGGUGCAAGCUUCUCUCUAGAAGCAAUGAUAUCAGACUCAUCAAAUCAAAAAAGAAGAAUAUUAAUGUCAACAAAUUACAAAGAUGUUUCCGUCACUUCAUUUCAUGUAAAAAUCCCUCUCACACUACUUAAACGUGGAUUGUGGCUCAAUCUAUGUCUUGAUCUCAAGUCAAUUGUUGCAGAUAGUUUCAAAGGAAUUACAUUUAAAAGUCUAGAGAGUAUAACAGUAUGUGCAAACUGUAAGCUGAGGAGAAUUUUUACCAUGAAAACACAACCAAAGGAUGAUUUUGACGCACAUCCUAAUGAACAGUAUAUUGAACUUGAUCAGAUCCCAAAGUCAAUGCAGUUUCCUGCCACAUCAGAAUGCCAACAUGCAACUCAGGUAUGAAAUAAGCUGUUGAAAAAUUUAUCAUGUACCUUUUCAGUAAGCUUGAGAGCAGGAUAAUCUUAAGGUAUUGAGCUCAAGGUCACAAAAUAGUAAGCUAAUCUUGAGAUUGUGAGCAUAAUCUGGAGAUAGUCAGCUUAUCUUGAGAUAGUGAAUUCAAAUAAACUGAACAGUUAAGGCUGCAGAUGUAUGCACCUUUUUUUGUUUCAAGAUCCCUCAUCUUAUACCAGUGUCUUAACUUGCAUGUGCAUCAACUACAAAUAACAUCUGGGGCAAAUCAAGGCUAGUUAGUGUGCCUUUUGGGGGAAAUUGAGGGCACAUCUACCUAGUUCUCAUCUGGAUCACUUUUUUGUAUUUUGUCUAAAUUUAGUGAGAAGAUGUAUGAGGAGGAACAUACUUUUUGUAUGAUUUUAAAACUGCUUUUACGUAACCAAAAUUGAGUCAUGGGCAUUUUCUUCAUGUAAAAUUGGUGUUCCUUUUUGUUAAAAGGGUGUUUUCAGAUGGCAAAUAGGGAAUGAACUAAAAAUGACUGUUUUGCCCCCCCAGAGCCUGUUGGCUGGCACUGCUGCUGUUAAUUACUUUGGGUGGAUAAGGUUUCAAGUAAAUCAUCUUGUGAUCCCCUAAAUAAACAGGUGCAUGCUACACUACACACUGUUCUUUUAUGUAGCAAAUAGGUUCAGCAGAAGCAAUAUAACAGGCCUCUCCGUGAGCAUUUUAGCGGGCGCGUGCUCAAACGCGCGCCUCGCCUUGCUAAGGCGCGCGUUCUACCAAAAAAAUAUAUUUACGUUAAAGUAGACAAAAACGGCAUGUUUUCGCAUGUAAAUACUUUGUAUCUAGAAAUAUCUAAACAAACUACUUAAUAAUGCACUAAAAGAAAAACAACACAUUAUUGUUGCAGUUCGUCAAUGUCC
Messenger RNA from Rhopilema esculentum, 1806 nucleotides. NCBI's taxonomy places the organism in Eukaryota, Metazoa, Cnidaria, Scyphozoa, Rhizostomeae, Rhizostomatidae. The record is from RefSeq and is a predicted model, not a curated record.